UGGAAUUCUAUGAUAAAAUAGAUUCGAUUAAUAUGAUACAAAAUUCUAUUAUCAAUAAAAAUCUAGAUGGCCUAUUUAAUCAAAUCCGAAGUGCAGGAAGCUUUUGGUAUCUACAUCCGAUAUUUUCAAAAUAUUGGUUAAUGAAACAUAAAAUAUGGCCUUGGGUGAAACAAAACCAAUCUUUUUUAUUUCCAUUUAUAGCUACAAAUAAGUUAUCUACAUCAAAACAAUUAGCUGAAGUUAAGCGCAAGUCUAAAAAUAAAAGAAAAAAAUCUAAGAAACGAAAAAACAAUGACAAUAAAAAUUUGCCUGAUAAUUCUUAUCAAAACUUGUCAGAUAAAAGUGAGAAUUUUAAUUCUUUAAGUCAUCGACCAAGAAUUGGAACAGAACCCUGUAUUGAUUCCGAAAAUGAUGUAAGUAAUACUUCUUUUGAGUUAACAAUUGAUAAUACUUGGAUUGAAUACACCAGAAUUCAUCAAUUACAUGCUCAAAAAAGAGAAAAGUUCAAAUUGGAAUUGUCUGAAAAAUAUGAUAAAAGGGAUUCAACAAAAUUAGAAUUUCCAGAACCAGAUUAUAUUGAUGUUAAAGAUAUUAAUCAAUAUGAUACUAAUUUUAAUCCAUCAUCAAAAACUCCCAAUUAUAGGCCUAAUGAGAUCAGAAAGAUUCAACUGAAUCAACUUUAUGGAGAUGAUUAUGCAAAAUCAAUAGCUUAUAUGGAAACUGCUUUGCAAAAUACAUUUGAGAAUUACUGUCAAAAAUAUAACCCAACAUUAUGGCCAAUUAUACCUUUUAAUUUAUGAUAUUCUAGUUUUAUAUCAACUAUAAAUCUAUAAUAUAAAUUUAAAACUUUUAUUAUGCAUUAAUUUUGUAAUAAGACCAUUUAUGUUAAAUAAUCUUACAGCAUGAGAUAUUGGGACUAGUAAUUUAUGUAAAUAAAAUA
This is a messenger RNA of Gordionus sp. m RMFG-2023, 940 nucleotides long. RefSeq names its product gem-associated protein 8-like. Gene Ontology annotation, biological process: spliceosomal snRNP assembly. The transcript is spliced from 3 exons. The record is from RefSeq and is a predicted model, not a curated record. Gene Ontology annotation, cellular component: SMN complex. Lineage: Eukaryota; Metazoa; Nematomorpha; Gordioida; Chordodea; Parachordodidae. The coding region runs from base 33 to 800 and encodes 255 amino acids.